This is a messenger RNA of Serpula lacrymans var. lacrymans S7.9, 3028 nucleotides long. RefSeq lists its product as uncharacterized. The transcript has 17 exons. Lineage: Eukaryota; Fungi; Basidiomycota; Agaricomycetes; Boletales; Serpulaceae. Gene Ontology annotation, molecular function: microtubule motor activity; microtubule binding; ATP binding. The coding region runs from base 1 to 2919 and encodes 972 amino acids. Gene Ontology annotation, biological process: microtubule-based movement. The record is from RefSeq and is a predicted model, not a curated record.
AUGGCAUCCAGUACUAACAUCAAGGUCGUUUGUCGGUUUCGUCCACCCAACUCUCUUGAGCAAAGGGAAGGCGGUGAAAUCGUGGUAGCCUUUGAUGACAAUCUUCAAUCCGUCUACAUGCGCGGCUCCCAGACCGUCUCGGGGCCAGAGAAGGAUGGGUUCACUUUUGACAGAGUGUUUCCGAUGGGAACGCAGCAAAAUGAAGUCUUUGAUUAUGGUGUAAAAGAGUUAGUUCCACAUGUAUUGGACGGUUAUAACGGUACCGUUUUUGCCUACGGACAGACAGGUAGUGGAAAGACAUUCACCAUGAUGGGCGCCGAUAUAGACUCCCAGGAGUUGAAGGGAAUAAUACCUCGAAUAACGGAACAAAUAUUUCAGUCGAUUGUAGAAUCCGACGCACACCUCGAAUACGUCGUUAAAGUAUCUUACAUGGAGAUUUACCUUGAGCGCAUAAGGGAUUUGUUGGCGCCCCAGAACGAUAACCUUCAAGUGCAUGAGGAAAAGUCGAAGGGUGUUUACGUGAAGAACCUUUCAGAUUACUAUGUUAGCAGUGCUCGUGAGGUCUACGAGAUCAUGCGACAAGGAGGAGCAGCUCGCGUUGUUACGUCCACGAACAUGAAUGCCGAAAGUUCACGUUCACAUUCCAUUUUUCUCAUCACCAUUCAGCAAAGGAACACCGAAUCUGGUGCACUGAAAAGCGGCAACCUAUAUCUAGUCGAUCUUGCCGGCUCCGAGAAAGUUGGUAAAACAGGUGCAUCCGGGCAAACUCUGGAAGAAGCCAAGAAGAUCAAUAAAUCGCUGUCCGCUCUGGGAAUGGUCAUCAAUGCUUUGACUGAUGGGAAGGCAAAGCAUAUACCGUAUCGUGACUCCAAGCUCACCAGAAUUCUGCAAGAAUCUCUUGGUGGAAACUCUCGCACCACUCUUAUUAUUAAUUGUUCACCUUCUUCUUACAACGAGGCCGAAACUCUCGGUACUCUUCGUUUUGGUAUUCGCGCGAAGUCCAUCAAGAACAGUGCUCGUGUCAACGCAGAGCUCUCACCUUUAGAGCUGAAAGGUCUUUUGUCAAAGGCAAACCUAGCCAACACUAAGCAUCUGGCGUAUAUACAAGCAUUGGAAGCAGAGCUCGCAAUAUGGCGUUCUGGUGGCCACGUCGAGCAAAGCGAAUGGGCUACAUCAGAUAAACCUACUGCUGGAACCGCUACGAAGAAACCAGCAAGUUCUCCUGUUCCUUCUUCGACUCCUGCCAGGAGCAUGACACCUGUCAAUCCUCUGAUCGAAGGUUUGAGGGGUGAAUUGGAGAGUCGACCUCAAACUCCUACUGUUGUGGGUCUCGAGAAGGACGAAAGAGAGGAGUUUUUGAAGCGAGAGAACGAGUUGAGCGACCAGCUGGCAGAGAGGGAGAGUGCUUUGAACGCAGCGGAUAAAUUAGUGAAGGAGCUUCGUGAGGAAUUAACGUUCCUUAAGGAACAGGAGAACGCACUUUCUAAGGAAAAUAAGUCGAUGUCUGCACAACUUAACGAGCUCCGUCUGCAAGUGGAGCGAUUAGACUAUGAUAACAAGGAGGGUAUCAUUACGGUCGACAUUCUUAAAGAGCAGAACUUGGACGCUAAGAGUGAACUCGAAGAGCUGAAGAGAGUUAUUGCCGAGUUGAAGAGCGCUCCGAAGAACACUUCGGUGGAAGACAAAGAGAAGCGUAAGCAAGACAAGAUGGCUAUGAUGAUGGCGAAGUUCGAUACUGGCGCGUUUUCGGAGAAAGACGAACAACUCAGGCAGCUCCUUGCUAAAUUGGAUGCUAUAGACACAGAAGACUCGAUCAAAGCGUUGACCGUUGAAGAUUUGGUUGCUGUGAGGAGGCAGCUUGCAGAUGGGCAAACUCUCGCGCGUGAAACCGUAGAUCGUCUAAGACAGAGUCAGGAAGAGAACGAGAUGAUUGUCCGAAGACGGGACGAGUUGGAGGGCCGCCUAUCAGCUCUAGAAGCGGAAUACGAGGAGCUUCUGGAGAAAACAAUCAACGACGAGGAGAUCAGUAAUGUUGAUCUUGCAGAGUCUAUGUCUGAGCUGAAGAACAAACUGGAGGCGCAAUAUGCAGCCAAACGGGAUGCUCAUGUCAGCGAAGUUGCAGACUUGAAGCAGCAGCUCGAGUUGAAGUCGAACGAAAUCAGGACCCUCAAUUCAUCUAUUGACGGGCUGAAGGGCGUGAAUGAGGAGCUCAAGCGUGCUUUUGCUGUCACCUCCGCUGGUAUCGAAGGCGGAAAGAACCUGGCGGAGAGCGCUCAAGACUUGGAGCGGACACGCAAGGCUAUCAAUGUGCAGCUAGCGGAAUUCGACGGAGUCAAGAAGUCUCUUAUGCGUGACUUGCAGAACCGUUGCGAGAAGGUUGUGGAGCUCGAAAUCCAAUUGGAUGAGAUUAAGGAGCAAUACAACAACGUGAUUCGGAACAGCAACAGCAAAGCCCAGCAGAAGAAGAUGGCGUUCUUGGAGCGCAACUUGGAGCAACUGACUAUCGUUCAGAAGCAGCUUGUGGAUCAGAACUCUACGUUGAAGAAGGAAGCUGGUAUCGCAGAACGUAAACUUCUUGCGCGGAAUGAACGGAUACAGAAUUUGGAGAACCUGCUGCAAGACGCAGACCGCCGUCUAUCAGUUCAGAACCAGAAGUUUGAGGCCCAGCUCCAAGCAGUCAAGGAUAGGCUUGACCAAGCUCGCGCACAAAAAGCUUCGACAACGUCUACGUUAAACUUUGGCCGCAUUGCUAAACCCCUGAGAGGUGGAGGAGGUUCUGCCGCGGCUGCAGGUGUGAUGGGCGGUGCUAUGCCAGUUUCUGGGGCUAGUGCGUCAUCAGCCAAUCCAUUGGCCAGAUUACAGAAUGAAGAGGGUGCUGGCGCCAAACGUGCAUCCUGGUUCUUCCAAUCUCGGAAUUAGAUACAGCUUCGAAUCGUUUUUAACCUCCACACAUAAUACCCACAGGGCUGUUUGUAUCUCGUUACAUUGCAUCUAUCGUCGAUCCUUUUUAAUGCAUUAUAUUGCGUCC